Messenger RNA from Mus pahari (shrew mouse), 6430 nucleotides. It is a transcript of the gene Bicral, whose product is annotated as BRD4 interacting chromatin remodeling complex associated protein like. The transcript is spliced from 13 exons. The coding region runs from base 322 to 3513 and encodes 1063 amino acids. The record is from RefSeq and is a predicted model, not a curated record. Gene Ontology annotation, biological process: positive regulation of DNA-templated transcription. Gene Ontology annotation, cellular component: SWI/SNF complex. NCBI's taxonomy places the organism in Eukaryota, Metazoa, Chordata, Mammalia, Rodentia, Muridae.
GUUGCAGCAGCGGCAGCUGCACAUGUGGGUUUGUUUAUAAGAACAAGGCAAGACCGAAGUUUGAGGUAGACGAGCAGGCGAGCCGUUUGCCCGGGCGCAGAGCAUGAAGGCCGGGCGGGCGCGGGGAGCGGGCGCCCGCCGCCCGGCGCGGGGGUGAGCGAGAGAGAGAGCGGAGCGCGUGUGGCCGGCGCCGCUCGGCCUGGAGCUCCCGCGCCCGCGCCCCGCGCCCCGCGCCCGCCGCCGCCGCCGCCGCCGCCGCCGCCCCUGGUGCGAUGGCGCAGAAACCCCGUUGACAAGGCACUGCUUUUUCAUGACGUUGUCAUGGAUGAUGACGAUGACUCCUGUCUCCUCGAUCUUAUUGGAGACCCACAAGCAUUGAACUAUUUUCUGCACGGACCUAGCAGUAAAUCGAGCGGCGAUGACGUGACGAGCGCAGGGUAUUCUGCGGCCAAUUCUAAUUCAAUCUUCGCCAACUCCACGAACGCUGACCCUAAAUCGUCCCUCAAAGGUGUGAGUGACCAGCUUGGCGAGGGGCCCAGUGAUGGGCUGCCGCUCGCAAGCAGCCUUCAGUUUCUUGAAGAUGAACUUGAGUCUUCUUCUCUCCCCGAUCUCAGCGAGGACCAACCCUUUGACAUUCUUCAGAAAUCCUUGCAGGAGGCUAAUAUUACUGAACAGACAUUGGCAGAAGAGGCGUACCUGGAUGCCAGUAUAGGCUCAAGCCAACAGUUUGCACAAGCCCAGCUUCAUCCUUCUUCAUCAGCGUCCUUUACUCAGGCUUCUAAUGUUUCUAAUUACUCAGGUCAGACACUGCAGCCUAUCGGGGUGACUCACGUGCCUGUUGGAGCACCGUUUGCAAGCAAUACAGUGGGCGUGCAGCAUGGCUUUAUGCAACACGUGGGGAUCAGUGUUCCUAGCCAGCAUUUGCCUAACAGCAGCCAGAUUAGUGGCUCCGGUCAGAUACAGUUAAUCGGGUCCUUCGGUAAUCAGCCUUCCAUGAUGACUAUUAAUAACCUCGAUGGCUCUCAAAUCAUACUGAAAGGCAGUGGGCAGCAAGCCCCAUCCAAUGUGAGUGGGGGGCUUCUGGUUCACAGACAGACUCCUAACGGCAACUCUCUGUUUGGGAACUCCACUUCCAGUCCCGUAGCACAGCCUGUCACCGUUCCAUUUAACAGCACAAAUUUCCAGGCAUCUUUACCUGUACAUAACAUCAUUAUUCAAAGGGGUCUCGCACCAAAUUCAAAUAAAGUCCCAAUUAAUAUCCAGCCAAAGCCGGUCCAGAUGGGUCAGCAGAGCGCAUACAACGUGAACAACCUUGGGAUCCAGCAGCACCAUGUCCAGCAAGGGGUCUCCUUCGCCUCCACAAGCUCACCCCAGGGCUCCGUGGUCGGUCCGCACAUGUCUGUGAACAUUGUCAACCAACAGAACACGAGAAAGCCCGUCACCUCGCAGGCAGUGAGCGGCGCAGGGGGCAGCAUCGUCAUCCAUUCCCCCAUGGGCCAGCCUCACACUCCCCAAAGUCAGUUCCUUAUACCCACAAGCCUUUCUGUCAGCUCCAACUCGGUGCACCAUGUCCAGACUAUAAAUGGGCAGCUGCUUCAGACUCAGCCCUCCCAGCUCAUCUCUGGCCAAGUGGCCUCCGAGCAUGUCAUGUUGAAUAGGAAUUCUUCUAACAUGCUCAGGACCAAUCAACCAUAUUCUGGACAGAUGCUUAACAACCAGAAUGCCGCUGUCCAGCUGGUGUCUGGGCAGACUUUUGCCACCUCUGGAAGUCCAGUGAUAGUCAACCACGCCUCUCCUCAGAUCGUUGGAGGACAGAUGCCCUUGCAGCAGGCCUCACCCACCGUGUUACACCUGUCACCCGGGCAGAGCGGUGUUUCCCAGGGAAGGCCAGGCUUCGCCACCAUGCCCGCGGUGAGCGGCAUGGCAGGACCCGCUCGGUUCCCUGCCGUCAGCUCAGCUAGCACUGCUCACCCUACUCUUGGGCCUACGGUGCAGUCGGGGGCACCGGGAUCAAACUUUACUGGAGACCAGCUGACACAAGCCAACAGAACGCCAGCGCCCGUCAGUGUGGCCCACCGUCUUCCAGUCUCUGCUCCCAAAUCUCCCAGCACCUUGAGCAGCACCCCGGGGACACAGCAGCAGUUCUUCUGUCCGGCUCAGAAGAAGUGUUUGAACCAGACCUCCCCCAUUCCCACGUCCAAGACCACAGACGGCCUGAGGCCAUCACAGAUCCCCGGGCUCUUGAGCACUGCACUGCCAGGACAGGAUUCUGGAAACAAAAUUAUGCCAGCGACCUUGGGGGCCACACAGCCACAACAAGAAAACUCAGUUGGAUCAUCCCCCAGCCAGACAGCUGUGCAGAAAAACCGCUUGUAUGUGGACUGCAUCCUCCAGCAGUUACAGAGGGACCAAGCCCACGCUGUGACACCUGACAAAAGCCAGUUCCGGUCACUAAAUGACUCGGUGCAGAGACUGCUCUCAUACCAUGUGUGCCAGGGCUCCAUGCCCACGGAGGAAGACCUGAGGCAAGUGGACAAUGAAUUUGAAGAAGUCGCCACUCAGCUCCUCAAAAGAACCCAAGCUAUGCUGAACAAAUACAGAUUCCUGCUUCUGGAGGACGCCAUGAGAAUCAAUCCCUCUGCAGAGAUGGUGAUGAUUGACAGGAUGUUCAACCAGGAGGAAAGAGCUUCCCUGUCGAGGGACAAGCGUCUGGCGCUCGUGGAUCCUGAGGGUUUUCAGGCUGAUUUCUGUUGUUCCUUCAAACUUGACGAAGCUGCACCUGAGAUCCCGCUUGACAGGAGUGACCAGCAUCGCAGCAAAACCAGCUCGCUCCAUCAGGUGCCCAGGGCCCAAAGCAGAGACCGAGCCAAGCCAGGCAUGGCAGAAGCAACGAACCAUGACCAGUUUCAUCUAGUGCCUAACCACAUCGUGGUCUCUGCAGAGGGAAACAUUUCUAAAAAGUCAGAAGGCCACAGUAGAACACUGAAAUUUGACAAAGGAGUCUUAGGUCAAUACCGGGGUCCGCCUGAGGACAAGGGCGGCCGGAGGGACCCUGUCAAGGUCAGCGGGUGCUCUCCGGGCCCCGAGGGCCACCGCAAGAGCUUGCCCAGGCCAGAUCACGGCUCUGAGAGCAAGCUCCCCGGCAUUCUGGCCAGCUCGCACAUGGAGAUGCCGUGCCUCGACUCCUUCCAGGACAAAGCGCUGAGGAAUUCCCCAAAGAAUGAGGUUUUACACACAGACAUCAUGAAAGGGUCGGGUGAGCCCCAGCCAGAUCUCCAGCUCACCAAGAGCCUAGAGAAAACCUUUAAGAACAUCCUGGAACUCAAGAACGCAGGGCGGCCGCAAAGCGACCCUACGGCCAGCGGCGGCGCGGUGGACCUGGACUUCCCCAGCUUUUCUCCAAUGGCUUCGCAGGAAAACUGCCUGGAAAAGUUCAUCCCGGACCACAGUGAAGGCGUUGUAGAAACAGACUCCAUUUUAGAAGCAGCUGUAAAUAGUAUUCUAGAGUGUUAAUAGCAGCUGUCCUCCUUCAGACCCUACCCCGGACCAGUUACACUCUCUCCCAGCAAAGCAAAUGGAAACGGCUCCCAUCUGUCUCCAGCCUGCUUGGUCCUCCAUCACAGGUUAUCCUUUCUAAUCUCACCCUGUUCUUUUGAAGAGCAAUACAUGUCGUCAUGGCUGCGGGGAGACCCCUCAGUGCACCCACCUCUCUCUAGAAAGCAGUCCGAUAGGCCCUCCACAUUUCAAGUGUCAUGGAAGUGCUUACGGCCAUUGUUGUUCGUUCAUUUGUUUUGUGGUUUGUUUCUUAGCACUGUCGCUCGAGACCACAGUACACUUGGCCCUGGGUAAAAUUUUGACAAUCAUAAGUCAUUUCAAAAGAACAGACUUAUUAAAGAAAAAUCAAACAGGACUGAUAGAAGCCACUUUUUUAAAGACUCUCUCACUGCAGCUCCAAAGUAGUGGUUUGGUUUUGUUCUGUUUUCAGGGGGAGGGUGUUUGCAUAGGGGAGACUCCUCUGUGUCCAGCGCUCUGAGCAGUGGGUAGCCUGUGCUCUGCCUGGAAGCCCACCGCCCUGGCUAAGACGCCAGGAGCAUAGAUAGCCACAGAGCAUCCUCCUGACAUCCAGUGCUGUGCGAUGCUGCAAAAGCAGAGCCUUGUGUUUGUCUUCAGCACAUUCAUGCUGAAUUCUGUCUGAGAAUGUUCUGUUCUUAGCCCUAGGUGUACGCCUUGACAUCCUCACAAGCUCACUAGGGAACAAUGGGAGCCAAUUGUAAGGCAGCGAGCUGGGGAGGCACCGGGGUCUCCGUGUGUUCCAUCGACUUAGAGUUUUGCAUUUUAUAAUUGGGUGAAGUCAACAUUACCUAUGUUCUUUAUUGUUGCUGAAUUCUGUUCCGUUUAAGCUCGUUGUUCCCCUCUCCCUCAGCCACGCAUCAAAAGGCUUUAACCUGAAAACUGUGUUGUACUCUUUCAGUUGAAGCUUUUGAAUGGGACUCUGGCCUUGUUCCUGAGAACAGUAGUCAACAUUGUAUCAGUCAUUCCCAAACACAGUAAACCAAAGGUCACAACCAGCAGGCCGCUGAAGGAAGAGACCGAGGCAGGAGACCUUGGGCCAUGUCCUGGCCCCGCACCCGCUGUGUGUGGUCCAGUUCACCGUAGCGAGCAAGCCUUCCUCUUUAUGUUCUAUCGGGGAGUGGUCCUCAUCCUUUUCCCUCUGUGCGGGCCUGCGCCAGGGCAUGUUCUGUUGCUACUCGCUGUCCUCGUGUGUAGUAACAGGCCACGGUGCUGGGCAUCUGCAGCCCUCCUCCCACCAUCUCCACCAACCUCUGGGAUCCAGAGGUAGCUUUGAUUCCCAUGAGGGCUUACUCCCUCUGUUCAUCCCCAGGCUGUAUAAAUGCAUCCAUUGAUUUCCUCCGCUUCAUUAUACCCCCAAAAUGGAGUAGUCCCUAUGGUCAUCAUGUGGAGUGUUUCUUUUCCAGAUUGGCCUGCAAUGGAAAGGAAGGCUUUUGAUUUUUAUCUUUUUUUUUUUUUUUUCACAUAACACAGCAACAAUCUAGGCAUGGUGGCAUACACCUGUAAUCCCAGCAGUCAGGUGACGAAAGCAGGAGAGUCACUGGUUCAAGGCCAGCUUGGGCUAUAUAACACACCCCUGCCUCAAACACAGAAGAAGAAAAAUUUGAGCAAUAGCAGACUUUGUGGACCUUUCUUACCCCUCUGUCCACUACACAAAAGAACUCUGUGAGACAGCCAGUCUUUGAGAGCAAUGGACCUUCUCCCGCCCACAGCCCAGCCAACCAAACUAGAAGAGUCUGGGCUUCGAGUUGUCCUUCUCUUCCUUCUCUGUGCCAAUGUCCAAGUUGCUCACUUCCUUCCUGCAUUAUAAAUAUUAGAAAGUUGAGUUGUUUACCAGUUAGACCUCUGUCUGGGCUGCCCUGACCUCUCUGACGUCACAGGCUCUUCUCAGCCUCAUGGUUACCAUUCAAAAUGGCCCCUGGACGCCUGCACAUGGCUACUAAUGAAUUACUUUAAUUAUUGCAAAUCAGUGGAAUUCUUACGAGACAAGAAAGUCUCGUGUAUAUUUGUUACCUCCUUCCCCCCCCCCCCCCCCCGCCCCAGCCCUAGUUUUCUCUCCUGUAUGUCAGGAUUACAGGGCUUCUCGCCAUGACAUUGGUCCCACACAAGGAGAGCCUACUGUACCAAAAUGAAACUUGUAAGUUUUUGUGUCCUUGUAUGUAAGUUUGCUUUUUAUGGAGGAAAUACUCUAGAUAAUGACAAAUGAAGAUUACAAAGUGUAUUUUACUCCUGUGAUUAGGUUACACCACAUGGGUCAUAACUCACUCCCGAGCCCCCACUGCUGAAGGGAAGCGCUCUGCCUCAGUGGCCAACGUUGGUGGUUCAGGGUCAGUAGUCGGUUGAGUUUUAGAACGCGUGCUCAGUAACAAAAAUCACUUUUUCUUCCCUUUGUUUUUAAUCUGUUGUUGUGGAAAAGUAUGAAUUUGUUAUUACGCAUUGAUUUUCUGUGUCCUUAAGUACUGCCUAAAGAUGAAGCAAAUUUUGAACUGGCAAUUACGAUAAGGAAUUCCCUUAGCUCUGGAGAAUUUAGUAGACUCUGUUAGAUUAGGGAGGCCUCACAGGCUGGCCGGCUCCAAGGACGGUCACUCACUGUCAGUGUGGUGUGGGCUUUAUUUGCUUAAAUACCUUCAUUUGUAUAGUAUGUCUCACUUGAAAUUGCUUUGUAUACAUUUUGUAAAAAUAUUUAUAAAAUGUUUUGUAAAAAAAAAAAAAGUAUAACAAAUUGCAGUUUAUUUUGUUAUGUUGGAUAAAUACUGUUAAACCAGUCAGUACCUAUAUUGUUAAUCCAUGGUUAGGGUAUGUUCAGUUGGAGAUUACAAAAUGAAACAACCAUUGCAAUACAGCCAAAGAUUUGGGAAAA